UGGGGGAGGGGUGCUUUUCAAGACCAUAGUGCUGAGAGGUUUCCUUUUGCCUCCCCUUCCUAAUAAUAAGGCUUCUCUGGAGGGCCCCCAAAAAAGGUUGGAGGAGGAGUCCCCAGAGGGUCGCUUCUCCAUACUGGAAGCUGUUCUUUCUGAGAGGUACUGUGUAAGGAGGCAGGACUCGUGGAACUAUAGGGUUGCUGGGAUGCCUUAAAGUUCUGGAAACCCCGGGAGGUAGAAGGAGUGGUUCCAAGAAAAUGAGGUGUCCCCUUCCCCACCACUGAGACGGGGGAGGGGUGCGGGGCGUUGCGGCGAGGUUUAAACAAGUGGGAGUGGGUUAGCGCUGGCCUCUAACUUCAGGGCUGUGAGGGUGGGGUGGGAGGAAUGACCAGCAGGUGAGAGGUUAGAGUAGGGAAAGGGUGAAAGUUAGGGGGGCGGGGCCUCCGGGAGUGUCAGGUGAGAUUAGAGACCUAUUUCCGGAGCUCCGAGAGGUGUGGGACACAUGGAGUUGGCGAAGACCCCUAAUGACAUCAACAAAGUUCCCCUGAGCUUCGUUGCAAAGCUUGGUCCUCGGGAGCCCCCAACCCGCCAUUCCCCGCGAGGGCGGAACGCGACCGGUUGCCGUGGCUCCAGGGGCGGUGGCCCCAUGGCUGCUCCAAUCACCGCCCAGCUCAAGGAUGGGGGCGUGGACGAGCCCUGGAAAAGUUAUAGCCAAUUCCAAAGGCGGGGCAGGCGGGGGAGCCCAGGGACCCCGCCCUGCCAAGAAAGCCAGUCCACAGUCCCCGCAGGGGGCGUUGGAUGCGUCCGGGCCCUCAGCGCAAGGGCCCGAAGGACUGAUCCGGACCUAGUCAGCCCGCCAGGCCAUGGCGCCCUCAGGGCUCCUUGUGGCCGGCGCCUCCUUCGCCGCCUUCCGGGGGCUGCACUGGGGACUACGGCUGCUGCCCACGCGGAGAUCUGCUGCUCAGGACUGUUGCUGUCGCGUACCUUCAGAUGGCCAUCCACCUGAUUCAUGGCCACCCGCCCUGGUGCUGUGGCUGUAUCUGUGGGUAAAUUAUUUCCUGGCCUAUGGAGCUGACAUGCUGUGGAACCCGAUCUUGGGGCAGGCCUGGGACCUUCUCUGUCACCAUUUGGUGGUAGUGAGCUGCCUCAGCACCACCAAUCUGUCUGGCUACUACGUGGGCUUCUCUGUGGUGUCUCUGCUUCUAAAGCUGAACUCUGCCUGCCGGCACCUACGGAAGUUGCUAUUGCUUUCUCACCAGGUCCCAUCCCUGGCCUUUAUCUUGGCCAGCUGGGCCACCAAAGCCCUUUUCCACCUGGUGCCAUUGGGGUGCAUGAGUCUGUGACUUAUCCAGCAGCAUCACUGGGUGCCAACUGCUCUGGUUGUCUUUGGUGGAACUGGGCUGGUCACUGUGGGUGCCAUGAUCAUCACAGUGGGUAUUUGCAUUUUGGUCAGUGAUGUCCUGCAGUCUCGGCCCCACCCACCCAUCCCUGGGCACAAGGAAACCAGGGGCACCAGGACAUGUUGUGAUGGUGAGCCUGUCACCAAGGAUGAUUGCACUCUCAGCCUAAAAGACUAGAGAGAAGCCUCAGCCUCCUCUUCAGCCGGCCCUGGGGGAGCUAACUCACACCCCUCCCCCAUUCCGAGGAUCUAAGAAGAAAUGCUGACGUUCCUGGAUGGAUGGACUGGGCUUUUGUUCUCUGAAUUCCAUCAUCAAAUGACCACCUUUUCCAGCAAACUAACUCAGGAGGAAGAUUAGCCCUGCGCUAACUGCUGCCAAUCCUCUUUUUGCUGAGGAAGACUGGCCC
Equus caballus (horse) is the source of this 1803-nucleotide messenger RNA. Lineage: Eukaryota; Metazoa; Chordata; Mammalia; Perissodactyla; Equidae. The record is from RefSeq and is a predicted model, not a curated record.